This is a messenger RNA of Drosophila pseudoobscura, 3349 nucleotides long. Its product is annotated as leucine-rich repeat and immunoglobulin-like domain-containing nogo receptor-interacting protein 3. The transcript is spliced from 2 exons. The record is from RefSeq and is a predicted model, not a curated record. Gene Ontology annotation, cellular component: membrane. Gene Ontology annotation, molecular function: protein binding. Bases 1504 to 3072 code for a protein of 522 amino acids. Lineage: Eukaryota; Metazoa; Arthropoda; Insecta; Diptera; Drosophilidae.
ACAGCACAUUUCCAGUUUCGUUCAGUUCGAUUUGAGCAACAGGCAGGUAGAGAUCGCCGUCGUUCUGCCGAGAGUUUCCGCUUUCAGUUUCUGCCGCAACGCGUUGAUUUAAGACGAGUGUGCGAUGCGAGGCUGAGACUUCGGAUGAGGAUGAGCAUCAGUACGGCAGCUGCAAAAGUGCAACAGUAAUACCGUACCACCAGCCACAACAAUAGCAGCAGCAGCCGCAGCAAAAAGCAAACAGCAAACGGGUUUCAUUUGCAGACUGAAAGGCAAACGUCGCGUGUGUGCUUGUAUGUUUUUGUGCGGUUGGGUCGCGUGCAGUUCACAAAAAAUAUGCAAAACCCUCAAUUACUAUAUUAAGCAUAGACCUAAAGACUAUUAAGUAGAUGGAGCUCUGGCCUGGAAGUACUACAGUUCUUCUCUCAGCGGCUAGAUGAAAGCAAAAUCAAUUGUUGGCAAAGGCGGGUCGCCCCGCAACGGAGCGACGGAGAUCAAAUCUUGUACACACUGUGCGCGAUCGUGACUCACAAGUGUCUGUGUAGUGUAUCCAACAGCCGAGUCCGUCUGGCUGCCUGGCUGGCUGUCCGUCUGGCCGCAAUGUUUAUGCAACCAAUUUCCAGAGCCGCAAGAUCUCUUGUUUGCUUUCCCUUAGUUCUGCGUCGGAUUCAAUUUGCGUGUGUUCGGCGAACAACUCAAUUCAUGGAUUGUUUUGUGUACAGUGUAGCCAACAACAAGUUCAAUGAAACCAAGUGACACUUGCAUCUAAUUGGACUUGGUCUCUGUCCGUCCUCCUGUAUUCGUAUGUCUGUACAUGCGUAUGUACGAGUGAAUCAAGAGUCGAAGACUCCAGGCGGCUGAGUCAACGGAGCCCAGCGUCGAAUUCGAGUCCAACGCCAUUUGCUGGUUGCGCCAUAGCCCCCGAUCCGCUAUCUUAUCUCCUCGUAAUCUCCGCGAAGAGAGUUUUGAGUGCUGCAGUUUAUACCCCGCCCCGAACCACUCUGUAACCAGCAGCUGGCCAAGAAACCAAGGCAUCAACAGCGACAUUGACGACCUUGCUCGAAAGCAAGAAAGUGUGCGAAGGGAGGGAAAGAACCAGGUAGAAUCAAAACAGACGAAGCCCAGUCGAUGACUCAAUUAGAAUUCACUUUUACUUUGAUGAUUUAGCAGAUAGCAUAGCCCAUACCCCACUCUCUCCUCGCUCUCCGUUCUGAGAGCGCUGCAGAGAGACAGAGAGAGCACUCAAGCGAGAGAGCAGCGAUAUCUAAUCAAAACAAAUAAUGCCAACGUCCCAUGUCGGAGCUUGAUUCAUUAAUUUAGUUCCAUUUCCCGAAGAAAGCGGUCUGUCGCGCUCGAAACAUUAGUCGUAAUGAGAAUAUAGAAAAGCGAAAUUAAUACGAAAAGUGCCUUUUUAAGAACAGAUCCAUCCUAAAACAGAUUCCGCUCUGAUCCGAGAUUCGAAUACGAUAUAAAAACUGCAGGAAAACCGAAACAAAUACAACGAUGAAGCACAAAUUUCUGCUGCUGCUUCUCACUGUGACAGCGAUGCUCCUAGCAUUCGCGCAAGGCCAGCACGAGGACAUUCCCUACCAGGCGGUGACGAACAUCUGCCAUACAUGCGUGUGCCUGAGCACCCAGGACAGCAAUCAUCGCAUCCACCAGACCCUCAACUGCGACAUGAAGAACUUUGAGCACAUUCUGCCCCGAUGGCCCACCGAGUUUGGCACCCAGUCGACGGGCACGGAGAUUGUGGCCACGUACUCGGGCAACCGCAUCCGACUGCUGCAGCAGCUGCCGGCCACGAAUGCGACCUUGACACUGUCCUGUCGCCACUGCGGCUUGCAGCAGCUGCAGGCGCCGCUCUUCAUGGAUGUGCCCAACGUGGAGGCGCUCUAUCUGAGCUGGAACGAGAUCGCCGAGGACGCGCUGACGCCAGAGCUAUUUCGCGGUCCCUUCAAGACCACCAAGUACGAGCCGAUUGGGCUCAAAGACCUGGAUCUAAGCCACAACCGCAUCGCUCUGCUGUAUCGCAAACUAUUCGAGCACACCCCGCAGCUGAUCAAGCUAAACUUGGCCUACAAUCUACUAAGCGAGCUGGACGAUGCCACUGCCUCAGCCCUGGCCUCGGUGACGACGCUGCAGCGCCUCGAUCUGUCUCACAACGGACUGGCGAGUCUGCCCAGCGAGCUCUUCACCAAGCUAAGCAGCCUCCGCAUUCUGGAUUUGUCUGGCAACGAGUUCACCGUGGUUCCGCCCAGCAUCCAGCAGCUGGGCAAGUCGCUGGUGCAACUGAAUCUGGCGGGAAAUCAGUUCACCGACUUAAAUGCGCAGAGUUUCCAGAAGUUGGAGGCACUGCGUCGGCUCAACAUCAGCGAUCUGCCUGCCUUGAGCACCAUUCACCGGGGCGCUUUGGCUCUGCCGGCACUGGAGCAGCUAGAGUGCUCCAGAAAUCCGAAGCUGGAGCUCCUGGAGCUUAACGAUUUGCUGGUCAGCCGCGGGCUGUCGCAGCUGGAUAUCUCCCACAACGCACUGAGCACGCUCACACUUAACGUGAGCAGCAGUAACAGUAGCGCGGUAGCUUGGCCCCGACUCCGCAGUGUGUCCAUUGCGGGCAAUCCCUGGUACUGCAGCUGCGACCUGCUCCAGGCCCUCGAGUUGGUCGAAGUGCAGCGCGAGCAGUCUGGCGGCGCAGCGGAGGCCCGUUGCGAUACGCCCUAUGUGCUGGCUGGAACUCCGCUCUCUAACCUGACGUCACAGAAGAUCUGUAGUAUGGUUAUCCCGAAGAAGUAUCGCGCCGUGGACGAGGAGCCACCGCGUUUCCUGCGACGCCGCUACAUCGUUCUUACGGCCAUCAUUGCAAGCGUGGUGGUGGUCCUCGGUCUGCUUAUCGGAUUCGUCGUGGUCUGCGUGCGACGCCGUCUCAAGGGCAAUGACUACGGCGUACAGCCGAUCCGCUACACCAGCGUGAGGGGCAGCAACCUGUCCGCCUUCUCGCAGCUGCAGCCCGCUUCGGUGGCCAGCAAGUUCAACAAUGCCGCCAGUGCCGGCACCACAGGUGCAGCCAAUGCCUGAGCCCAGUCCCGGAUAGGAUCAGGAUCAGGUUGAUCGCACCCGCGUUAGCUGCACGAAUUUCGAGCCAAAGAUGUCCACGAAAGUGUUUCUGCCACUUAAGCCCCUACCUAAACCGAAAAGACUUUGUGUGCUAUCGUGCUAUCCUGUACAUAUGUAUGUAGUCCCCCAGUGGAGCUGUUCCCAACUCCCACCACCACCCCUAUAGUUUCUAGUGCUGCCAUUGAUGUAUGUAUUGUACUUAAGUUUCGAAAACUAGCGUUAAAUAAACCAUUUUCAA